Molecule: messenger RNA, 912 nt
Organism: Fulvia fulva
Lineage: Eukaryota; Fungi; Ascomycota; Dothideomycetes; Mycosphaerellales; Mycosphaerellaceae
Exons: 3
Coding region: 1-912 (303 amino acids)
Biological process (GO): regulation of DNA-templated transcription
Molecular function (GO): DNA-binding transcription factor activity, RNA polymerase II-specific; zinc ion binding
Source: RefSeq, a predicted model, not a curated record
AUGUUCAUCAUCGCCCCCAAGAAAAAAGUCAUCAGACCAGCAACCACGGCGCCACCACGUCAAGAACCGCAGGCGGUCACGCCGCCCGCGCCCGAAAAUGGCGACGAAAGAGGACCGACCCGAGCAGCAGCUGCGUGCGACUCUUGCCGCUCGAAGAAGAUAAAGUGCAACGGCCAGCGACCAUGCGCCAAAUGCCAGCAAAAGGGUGUUAUCUGCGCUUACUCGAGACCUGUUCAGCGGGAAACACAAGUUUCUGCCAGUCAAGUCGCUGUCUUGCGCAGUCAGCAAAGGCGACUUUGUACCGCUGUCCAAAGGAUGGCCUCCACGAUCGCGCGCUAUGAGGAAGGCGUAGAGCGGAGUCCAGACUCUUUCGAGAUCUCACAGCUUCUGGAAAAGUUUGCACCCGAAUCUUUUGACGAGGGACUGUCUGGGUCAUCCAAGAGGCCUGCUGAGUAUCAAUUGACCCCAGAUCCAUCAACUACUCGAAUGCCUCGCCUGGAUAACGCGGCGCCCAACAACAAUAUGCUGGGAUCUCCAGCAUAUGGCCGAACGAAUCCUACGGAAAUGCCCUUCGAGCUUCAGCCUGCGCCUGGCUGGUCAGGAUCUCCUGAACAGUGGAACGAGCAGUACCAAACCAUGAUGCAAUUCCUGCAGACCUAUAGUGCAUCGUCCGGCGGAAACUCUGUACCUUCCAUGGGCGCCUCAGGUAUUCGAUCAGACUCAGGCAACUCGACUCAGCAGCUCAUGCAGCUUGUCGACUGGAAUAGCAGUCUUCAGAACCUGAGAGCUUCUGCCAACCCGCCGCCUCCGUCGGAUCCCGCGCAAUUUCUCGAUCCCGCUCUGGGUGGCAGCACGAACGAUGGAGCAUCUCAUUCAAACAUAGAUCCAGCAUUAGGGAACGGUGCCUCCUAG